Molecule: messenger RNA, 2910 nt
Organism: Ruditapes philippinarum (Manila clam)
Lineage: Eukaryota; Metazoa; Mollusca; Bivalvia; Venerida; Veneridae
Product: polyamine-transporting ATPase 13A3-like
Exons: 24
Coding region: 100-2910 (936 amino acids)
Biological process (GO): intracellular calcium ion homeostasis; polyamine transmembrane transport
Cellular component (GO): membrane
Molecular function (GO): ATP hydrolysis activity; P-type transmembrane transporter activity; ATP binding
Source: RefSeq, a predicted model, not a curated record
UGCUUUAUCAUGUCUUAAAAUUUAUGACAGUCACGCGGUAAGGUUUACCUGUAGGUAUGUAAAUAGAGAGGAUACAAUUUAGGUGACACACCCUAGAUCAUGGCGCCACCUAUGGGCAGCAAGGAUUUUCUAAAUCAAGGCGAAGAUGAUCAGAUGGAAAUCACUGGAUAUCGCCGGAACGUCAUCAAGUCAGCAAUCACGUGGUUUUUCAUCGUCAUCACGGUUGGACUGCUUCGUCUGUUUUUCUUUUGGUUGCCACAUCUGAUGGUUAGAGCAAUGAAUGAUAGAUGUGACCUUGCAGAUGCUACUACAGUCAUUUUAAAGGAUGAGUAUGAUCAAUGGUUUGUAUCGAAUGUCCAGAUGAUUACAAAGAAUGGUGAAAUGGUCAAACAGGAUUCUCGGCGCAGUUGGUCGGUUGGCAGUAGCACACCGUUAUCUGGCAGCGGAACUGCACGGCACAGUAAUGGAGGUGUCGUCUUAUCAAUUAUCGCACGUUCUGAAAUUAUCAGGUAUUUCAUCACGAAGAAAGUGAAAUAUAUCUGGAACAAUGAAAGCUCAUCUUUUCUCAAACUCAGAGGUAUAGAAGACAACGUGUCGUGCGGCUUUUUUCAUGACAUAUCAUAUUUAUCAUACGAUGAUGCCACAAGAAGACGUGUAAUAUACGGCUAUAACUCAAUCCGAAUACACGUUACCCCAAUUGUGAAACUGCUUUUUAAAGAGGUUUUGUCGCCAUUCUACAUAUUUCAAAUUUUCAGUUGUAGUCUCUGGUUUGCGGACGAGUAUUACUAUUAUGCCGCGUGUAUUGUUUUCAUUUCAAUAGUGUCCAUCAUAGCCACAAUAUAUCAAACUAGAAAGAUGCAACGGGCAUUGAGAAACACAAUCCAGUCUUCGACCACUGUCAGUGUUUGUAGAGGAGAAAAUGAAUUUCACGAAGUGUCAUCAGAAGAUCUUGUCCCUGGAGAUAUUAUUGAAAUACCACGUGGCGGAUGUAUAAUGCAGUGCGACGCUAUCCUUAUCACCGGAAACUGUAUUGUCAAUGAAAGCAUGUUAACAGGGGAGAGUGUCCCAGUAACAAAAACACCCUUACCAAACCCGUUGUUGACGCACGAGGAAAGCACCCUCUACUUUAAUAUAAAGGAUCAUGCUCGUCACGUGCUCUUCUCUGGAACCCACGUGAUACAGACGCGUUUCUACGGCGGGCAUAAAGUAAAAGCAGUGGUAUUUAGGACAGGGUUUUCUACCGCAAAAGGAGGACUGGUGAGAAGUAUUUUAUACCCAAAGCCGGUAGAUUUCAAGUUUAACAGAGAUACGUACAAGUUUGUCGGUAUUUUAGCUGGCAUUGCACUGAUGGGCUUCAUUUACACAGUAGUUCUAAUGACUGAAAGAGGAGAUAGCGCUGGGGACAUUGUCAAGCGUUCACUAGAUCUGAUUACAAUCGCUGUUCCUCCAGCACUUCCGGCCGCGUUGACUGUCGGUAUUGUUUUUGCCCAGAGGAGAAUGAAACAAGCCAAGAUCUACUGUAUUAGUCCUAGAAGUAUAAACGUCUGUGGUAGCCUUAAUACUGUGUGUUUUGACAAAACUGGAACCUUAACAGAAGACGGGUUAGACAUGCACGGAGUCGUUACCGCAAAGGAAGGAAAGUUUGACACAGAAAUAAAGAACGUGAAUCUUGUACCACGUGGUUCAUUUAUGGUUGGUAUGGCAACGUGUCACAGUCUUACUAUUAUUGACGGAGUUCUCAGUGGAGAUCCCCUAGAGCUGAUAAUGUUCGAAUCAACUGGCUGGGAAUUAUCAGAGCCUGGGAACGAAGAGUCAUCAAGAUUUGAUAUGAUAUGUCCGACUAUUGUCUGUCCGAAAGCUACACGACUUACAGCGUCUGCAGAUCUAUCGUCUGGAAACACGACAUUAUCAGAAGAAAUCGGCAUCGUGAGACAAUUUACAUUUACGUCAAGUUUGCAGAGAAUGUCUGUAGUAAUUCGUCACCUAGGGGCAGAUCACUUUGACAUCUAUACUAAAGGUGCACCUGAAAUGAUUGCCUCCCUUUGUGUAACAGAUACAGUGCCUUCCGAUUUUCACGAAGUCCUUAACGGAUACACGAGACAUGGGUAUAGAGUACUCGCACUUGCACAUAAACCUUUACCAUCUAAACUGAAGUAUCCGAAACUACAACGUAUACAGAGAGAACAGGUUGAAAGAGGUCUAACAUUUCUUGGAUUAAUUGUGAUGGAGAAUAGACUUAAACCUCAAACCACCCCGAUUAUCCUAGGUCUCAAAGAAUCAAACAUCCGGCCUAUAAUGGUAACAGGAGACAAUAUGUUGACGGCAUUAAGCGUUGCACGGGAAUGUGGUUUUGUUAAACCAACUGAACCUAUCGUACUCGUGCAAGCGUUUCCCGUGCAAACUGACCAGUAUGGUAAUGAGGUAUCUGCCCCGCACGUGGAAUAUGUCUAUACGGAGACACAAGAAGAGCGGGAAGUUUUAUCGAAAGAAAAAAGUCAAACGUUCCAAGGAAGUCAGAAUGGCAAAUCUUUAGAUGUAGAAGUAGGCAAGAAAGAGCGGUAUCAUUUUGCAGUGACAGGGAAAUCAUGGUCUGUACUUAGACAGUACUAUCCCGAUCUUAUACAGAAGAUUGUAGUUCGAGGGACAAUAUUCGCCAGAAUGUCACCUGACCAGAAGGCUCAGCUUGUUGAACAGUUACAAGAUUUAGGAUAUUACGUAGGAAUGUGUGGAGACGGAGCCAAUGAUUGUGGUGCGCUGAAGACAGCCCAUGCUGGUAUCUCUCUGUCUGAAGCGGAGGCGUCUGUUGCUUCACCUUUCACAUCUAAAACACCAGAUAUUUCAUGUGUUCCCACUACAAUAAGGUAUGCAAAUUAUUGUAUUUCAUGUUUAAGAAAAGACAAUGCAUCUUAA